Messenger RNA from Recurvomyces mirabilis, 1992 nucleotides. It is a transcript of the gene CBK1, whose product is annotated as Serine/threonine-protein kinase. The transcript is spliced from 4 exons. Gene Ontology annotation, molecular function: ATP binding; protein serine/threonine kinase activity. The record is from RefSeq and is a predicted model, not a curated record. Bases 1 to 1992 code for a protein of 663 amino acids. Gene Ontology annotation, biological process: intracellular signal transduction; peptidyl-serine phosphorylation. Lineage: Eukaryota; Fungi; Ascomycota; Dothideomycetes; Mycosphaerellales; Teratosphaeriaceae.
AUGGCGUACCAACAGCAGGGCCAGCAGCAACAACAGCAGCAGCAGGGCGGGCAACAAGAUGCUCGUAACCCCAACCGCCUUCACUUGAACUUCGGCUUCAACAACAACAACUCGCCCAACUUCGCCGCCGAGCAAGGUCGUGCUUUCCCUACCACACCGUCCACCUUUCCCCAGCCGCUCGGUCAGCAAGAUGUAUGGGGCACAGGACAAGCUGCCAGUGGCAUCAACAGCCAAGGGUAUUUCUACAAUACACCAAACCUUCAGCAGUACGGCAACUUGCCCUCGGGAGCUCAGACACCAGGUGCAGGCGCGGGCUACCGCAGUCCAGGUGGCUACGCGGACGCAACCAAUGGCUUGGCCCAUCAAUUUCAGCAUCAGAACUUGGGAGGCAACACACCGCGAUCCGCUAGUCCGUAUCAGAGGCAGGCAUCACCUGCGAAUCCGCAGAGGCCGAGGACAGCGGGGCAGACAGCUGCUCAGGCCCAGCAGCAGUAUGGAAGCUAUCUCAAUGCUCCUAUGCCGGGACAGCAGCAGCAACAGCAAGUGCCCUCGGGACCGAGUAUCUACGAUGAUGAGCCACCACCAAAGAAUCCGGAGAAGUAUUCCACCACUAUCACCGAGAGAGUGAAGUUGCAGAAGAUGUUGACGCAGGAAUUUUUCAAGGAGAACGUCGAGAGGGCCAGGGCGAGGAAUGAGAGAGCCAAGGAGCUGGAAGGCAUUAUUAGCUCGAGAGAGCUAUCGGAUGCUCGUAAAGAGCAAAAGAAGAACACCAUGCGCAAAUCCGAAGCCAACUUUCUACGAUUCCUGCGGACGAGCGAGCGACAGCAGAACUACAACACGCUCAAGAUCAUCGGCAAAGGUGCUUUUGGUGAAGUCAAGCUGGUGCAGCGGAAGCAUGAUGGCAAGAUCUAUGCAUUGAAGUCGCUGGUCAAGGCUGAGAUGCAUAAAAAGGAUCAGCUCGCUCACGUUCGCGCCGAGCGCGAUAUCCUCGCCAAUGCCGACAGCCCUUGGUUGGUGAAGUUGCAUACAUCGUUCCAGGACUCGACCUUCUUAUACAUGCUGAUGGAGUUCCUACCUGGAGGCGAUCUGAUGACUAUGCUCAUCAAGUAUGAGAUCUUCUCGGAAGAUAUCACGCGAUUCUAUAUGGCCGAAAUCACACUGGCGAUUGAGGCGGUGCAUAGGCUGGGCUUUAUACAUCGUGACAUCAAACCCGACAACAUCCUCCUCGAUCGUGGCGGCCACAUCAAACUCACCGACUUCGGUCUCUCCACUGGUUUCAGUAAAGAACAUUCUGCCUCGUACUACCAACAACUCAUGUCCCAGAGUCGGCCCAAAUCUCUCGCCCAGAACCGGCAGAGUGUCAGCAUCGACCAGAUCCAACUCACAGUUUCCAAUCGCAAUCAGAUCAACACUUGGCGUAAAUCUCGUCGCCAGCUCGCCUAUUCCACCGUCGGAACACCAGACUACAUCGCCCCCGAGAUUUUCAGCGGGAAAGGGUAUGAUUUCGGCUGUGAUUGGUGGUCGUUAGGCACAAUCAUGUUCGAAUGCCUGAUUGGCUGGCCUCCAUUCUGCGCCGAAGAGCCACAUGAUACUUACCGCAAAAUCGUCGACUGGCCUCGCCACUUACACUUCCCACCUGACCAACAGCUCGGUGACGACGCGCAAACGUUCAUCUGCUCACUCAUCUGCGACAGCCAGAAUCGUCUAGGUCGUGUCAAUGGCGCUGCGGAGCUGAAACAACAUCCUUUUUUCCGUGGAGUGAACUGGGACAGUCUACGCAAGAUCAGAGCACCUUUCGAGCCGAAGCUGCAGAGUAAUGUCGAUACACAGUACUUCCCUAUUGAUGAGAUCCCGCAGGUAGACAAUUCGGCACAGUUGCGAGCACAGACGGAGGCACAGAUUGCCGCUACCAAUGGCGGAGACGAUUCCACAUUGUCGUUGCCUUUCAUUGGGUAUACUUAUAAGCGAUUUGAUGCGUUCAGGGGUGCUUGA